Clarias gariepinus (North African catfish) is the source of this 1271-nucleotide messenger RNA. RefSeq names its product replication factor C (activator 1) 5 (gene rfc5). Bases 80 to 1084 code for a protein of 334 amino acids. Gene Ontology annotation, biological process: DNA repair; DNA-templated DNA replication. Gene Ontology annotation, cellular component: DNA replication factor C complex; nucleus. Gene Ontology annotation, molecular function: DNA binding; DNA clamp loader activity; ATP binding. The record is from RefSeq and is a predicted model, not a curated record. The transcript has 11 exons. Lineage: Eukaryota; Metazoa; Chordata; Actinopteri; Siluriformes; Clariidae.
GUAAAAUUGUUGUCAGAAAGCGCGCCAAAGGGAUUCUCUUGCGUUAUAGCGUGGUUAUUGUGAUUAAGACAGAUAAUAAAUGGCAUCAACAAGCAAGCCACCUCUUCAGACAAGGAAUUUACCAUGGGUUGAAAAGUACAGACCACAGAAGCUGGACGAUUUGAUCUCGCAUCAGGACAUUCUGAGUACGAUUCAGAAGUUCAUCAAAGAAGACCGACUGCCACACCUGCUGUUUUACGGACCUCCGGGAACAGGAAAGACCUCCACCAUUUUAGCCUGUGCUAAACAGCUCUACAAGGACAAAGAGUUCAACUCCAUGGUUCUGGAGCUCAAUGCGUCAGACGACCGGGGUAUAGAUGUGGUCCGAGGCCCGAUCCUCAGCUUUGCCAGCACCAGGACCAUUUUCAAGAAGGGUUUCAAGUUGGUGAUUCUGGAUGAGGCGGAUGCCAUGACCCAGGACGCUCAGAACGCUUUAAGGAGAGUGAUUGAGAAGUUCACGGAGAACACUCGGUUCUGUCUGAUCUGUAACUACCUGUCUAAAAUCAUCCCCGCGCUGCAGUCUCGAUGCACACGCUUCCGCUUCGGCCCCCUGUCCCAGACCCAGAUGAUCCCCCGACUCGAGCACGUCAUCCAGCAGGAGAGCAUCAACAUCACUCCAGACGGCAUGAAGGCUAUCGUGACGCUGUCUACAGGAGACAUGAGGCGAUCGUUGAACAUUCUACAGAGCACCCACAUGGCCUAUGGGAAGGUGACGGAGGAGACGGUGUACACAUGCACGGGUCAUCCUCUUCGCUCAGACAUCGCCAACAUCCUGGACUGGGCCUUGAACAAAGACUUCACCACGGCGUAUAACCAAAUCCUCCAGCUGAAAACGCUAAAAGGUUUAGCGCUGCAUGAUAUCCUGACCGAGCUACAUCUUCUCAUACACAGAGUGGAUUUCCCUCCGGCGAUCCGGAUGGGUUUGCUGAUCAAGCUUGCCGACAUUGAGUAUCGCCUGGCCUCUGGAACCAGUGAGAAGAUUCAGCUGAGCUCUAUGGUGGCUGCUUUCCAGGCGGUUAGAGAUAUGGUGGUCAAUGACGGCUAGUCCCGUUAAAUCUUUGUCUGUCUCUUUCUCUCUUACACGCCACCAAAACAGUUUUCAGUCAAAGACUCAAAAAUCCCACACAACGAAGGUGUACAGAACAAAAUCAAGUUCAUUACAUCUAUUCAAAUGUACCAGUGUUACAGCAGCAGUUAUAUAUAAUGUAAAAUUGUUUAAAUAAAUAUGUCUU